Molecule: messenger RNA, 2051 nt
Organism: Limulus polyphemus (Atlantic horseshoe crab)
Lineage: Eukaryota; Metazoa; Arthropoda; Merostomata; Xiphosura; Limulidae
Exons: 4
Coding region: 282-1295 (337 amino acids)
Source: RefSeq, a predicted model, not a curated record
GUUCUGAAAUACGUUUUACUUUUAGUGCGAAGUGAUUUUGUUUAUAUUUAAUACAAUACUAAAAGUAAUUAUUCAGAUAUAAAAUACUAGCUUCUAAGAGCUUGUUUGUCUAACUACUAAUAGCGUUGGGUAGUCAGCCUGUUGAAUUGUUAGCCUUCAGGUGUGUUAGAAACUACAACAUUGAAGGACUUUGAAAGAUUGGACAAGCAUUUUAGAGGUAUUUUAAAUGCGAAGAAACUCAUUUUGUCAAAUGUGAUUUUCUGGAAGUGUAUAGUCUCAAAAUGGUUGCAGUAACCAGAAAUAAGUGUAGAAGGUCACUGAGAAGGACUGAUAACUUAAUCACAACAGUGAAAAAUUCUUCUAUGGUUUUCAAAACUCCUAAAAGCAGGGCUUUCAAGAAGAAAAGUAAGCAGAAAAGACCAAAAGAAAAUACUGUAAGUAAUUCUAGGAGUGACAGUUUAUUAUCUGAUUUCCACCAAGAGGGGUCCAGUGCACUGUGUUUGACUUCUUGUAACAAUGAGAACAGAUCACAGUCUUCUUCGGUAAACAAAGAGAAUGAAUCCAAGUGGGAGAAAAAAAGACUUAGAAUCACAUGUGGAUCAAAAGAAAAAAAACAAACCUCUUCUCAUUCUGCAAUCGACAGUGGUAUUUUACUUUCAUCUCUAAACAGCACAAACCAAAACUCUGAUCUCAAACCCAAUAAGACAAAGCACAGAACCAAAUGCAAGACACGCACAACAUUAAGUAUUUCUCAUGAUGACUCUGAAAGACUUUGUACAACCAUCCAAUGUUACACCUCUACACCAAACCCUGCUGUUCCUAAGAAUGGAACCUCUUCACCAGUUAGACCAUUGGGCAGUACUGAAGAACCUUUUUUAUUUAGCACUGAAGAUAAGGAGUCUAAUUUAUUGUCCACAACUGAGGACUAUGGACUUGUCUCUCUGUUUGAAACACCUCCAGACUUGUCUCCUGUGGCAUCUCAAAACUACACAAGUAUAAAGUUUCCUUCCAAUUCUAAUAUUGAGCAAAUAGAUACUUCCUUGUCUCCUGUUGUGCAUUUUGGGGAAUCAAAGAAGCCAAGAAAAAGCUACAGCCACUCUUCUCUUAAAGCCAUUAAGAAAUGUUUGGUUCUAGACUCUGAAACUCACUAUCAUAAAGAAAACAAAGACAGCCAUAAAAAGUCUUCAGGAAAGAGAAAGAACCAGAAAACUCAGAAUGACGAAUAUGAGAAUUGGGCAUCACAGGUGAACCAAGAUUUGAUGGAUGCUGAAAACUUUGAACUGGUUUGUGAAUGAAAAAAAAAAAGUUGAACUUUUUAAAUAACUAACUUCUGAAUUGUAUUUGGAUUCUUGUGUAUUUCAACUUUUAAGACUUUUUUUCAGUUUUAAUAUUUUAUUUAACAAUGUGUUUAAGAAACAAAAUUACAAUAGGUUUCAUUUACCUGUACAUGUAAAUUAAUUUUUAUUAGAUCAAAAGUAGACUUGAAUGCAUGCAAGAUUUGUAUCAGAAUUCAAGAAAAUGAGUAAAUACUUAUAGAAGGUAGACCUUCCUUAAAAUAUUUGGGUUUCAUGAUCUAACUUUCUGAUCUUAUGUAUUCUUAAGUAUUGCAAAUGAAGUAGAAAUAUUUGCCAUAAGAAAGCUUGCUUCACAUCAAUCCAUAGAACUGUAUAUUUAGUUUCAUUGUAUGUUCCUGUAUUUUUAUUAAAUACUAUGUUUCAUUGCAAAGCCUGUGUUGAAGAAAAGAAGUAUACAAUAUUGACUGCUUUUACCCUUCAUAAACUGUGAACAAGGGUUCUUUAUAGCUUAUUAUACAUAACCGUAUAUCUAAGUUGCCAUUGGAAUUAUAGGUGUAUAGUAAUCUACCAGAGCCUAUUUUACCCAGAGGCUCAGAUUUUUCAGCAGAAUGUUUUUAUUCUUGUCUGUAAGAAAAGUAAAUUUUACUAUUUAGUUGAUUUCAGUAUAUAUAAAAAAAAAGAAUGGUACGAAAACUGCAUUUUCCUUGAUGUUAUUCCUGUUUUGUUUAUUUCAGCUUUAUUGCAUUUAUUGGGAUA